CCUCACUCCGCCACGUCUUCUCUGCGCAGACAUUAGUGAUCUCCAUCAACAUUAGUAUUACAAUCUUGAGACUGCUUUACAGCAGCAGCGGUGAACGAAGAUGUCCACUGCAGACUCCUCUAAGACUGGCCAUUUGUCUAUUCUUUCAUCUAAUAAUCCAUUCCGCAACCGUGCCGCGUCACCAUCAUCUGCCACGGACUCGAAACCUACGCUCACCGCGUCCCCUUUCGAUGACCCCCCACCCCGACCUGUAUCGCGAAACCCAUUUUUGGACCAGUCUAAUGGUCCAGCUCGUGCAAGGGCAUCAUUCUCUACAGGGUCUGAAUCAAAGCCCUUCUCGGCUGAAGAGAUAUUCGAUUCUCUGACUCUUGACAACAAUAAGAAGCCUUCUGGCUCAUCGAAACCAACAAAUCGCGACCAGCGCCCCCCUGGCAAAGCCCAGCCCGGUUCCCGAUCUGUAAAUCAUCGGCCAACGAAAUCACAAGAAGAAGCCUUGAAGGUUGCAAGACGGAGGCAGGAACCAUCUUCAAAGGCAGAAUCGUCACGUUCUCCCAACCGCAAGUCUCGCCGACCGAGAAGAAACUCCGACUCUUCGUUAAUCUCAUUUGAUGUUCGCCCAACACCUGCUGACAAAGAUCGAGCUCGUCGCGAUGGGAAAGAUAAGGCGAAGAGCGGGAAGCCUAGCCGGCGCCUGGAUAUCAUUGAUCAACUCGAUGCCACAAGCAUUUAUGGUACAGGAUUGUUUCACCAUGAUGGACCGUUUGAUGCUCUGAAUCCUCACCGCAACCGACAGAAUAGCAGACGUCUCGCACCUAUGCAGGCAUUCCCUAAAGACUCUUUGAAUAACUCCAUCGGUGGUUCUGGGCCGCUAAAUGCCCAGGCGGACCACUCCACCUUUAUGGGAAACGCAACAGAUGAGGCCUUUAGAGACUAUGCUACGUCUGGAAAAGCCAAAUCUGGCUAUGAUCACCCUACAGCUUCCCGCACUGAAGCCACCAUAUUCGAUCCGGCAUCACGCGGUCAGCAGAUUCAUGGUGACGAAAGCUACGGCUUAGGUACAUCUACAUUUCUCGAAGGAACUCCUGCGGCAAGAACUGCUAUUGCACGCAGACAAGCUGAACAAGCUCAAGAAGCAAGUGAAGUUGGAAUUCAACGUAAGAAGUCUCUUGCACAGCGAAUUCGCCACAUGAACCGUGGGCCGAGAGAUAUAAAUUCUUCUGGUCGAGUUACGAGCCCUGAUGGGGUAUAUAACCGAACCUCUCCAGAUACUAUGCGUGCUGGAACCAGCGCACCCACCGAAGCAAAUCCAUUUUUUGCCGAGUUUGGCAAGGGUGAGGACAAAAUUACUGUCAAAGGUCGAGAGAAGACAUCUACUACGAGCCCCCCAUCUGUUCCUCGGAGAGAUUCCGAAGCGCCGUUGGAGCGACGAGCUACUACGGAUGCUACCGCUUCAGCGGAUGAGCCCUCAACUAAACCAUCGGGGCUUUUAGGGCGUAUGAAAAGUCUGAAGGGUGGACGCCGUGCAAAAAAUACUGAAGCCUCCAACCCAGGUACAUCGGGAAGUGCAGCAUGAGAAACUAUGUUUUAAACAGGUGCAUGGUUAAUUAUCCGAGACCAAAUCUCUUCGACCUUUAGCAGCUACAUUGUCACUACUGAUUUUAAGUAAUAAGAGUCCAACGCUUGAAAAUUUGAUUUUCACAUACCAAUAUAUAUUAUGACUCUCAAUUAUAAGCCGCAAAUCGCAUAUACAGGUGGUUCCUCUAGGGAUUUGACAUAAGAACAAGCAGGCCGCCAUGAUUAAUGGUGGGGUAAUCAGGUCCAGUAUCUAGCUUUGAACUACUCAGACAAAGCCUCUUGUUAACAAAGCAGACGUGGAAAAUGCCCUCUAUGGACUUCCAACCCGCCGUUGCUUCUCAACUUGCCAAGCGGGAAGUAGAAAGACGAGACCAUAUAGCCGAACUGGGACCAUUGCUCUCCGGCUACGACGAAAUCGACCGUAAUCCCUUGCUACGUGGAUUUAGCCGUGGAUGCGUAACUGGAAUUAGCGCCAAAGAUGAGGAUGCAACCGCGUUGCCGGUGAGAUGGAAUGGAAACUCGGUUGUAAAUGAUUGCUAAUAUUUCUUAGAUCGCAAUCCGUACUGUCGUUGGCUCUCUAGCACGGGGAGAUAUAUCGGGUGCAGCCAUUGUCACCCGCCUUCCGACACCAUUGGUGCUUAGCCGCUUACGACAUGCCGCCAGUCUUGAACUACCACUGUCCUAUGAUAGAGCUAGCAAAUCGGAUACUGAAAAGGAAAUUUUAAGAAGAGUGACCCUGCAUACAGUUUUUGACGUUGAUGGCCUUUGGCAAGUUCUGGCGGAUUUGGAAGAACUGUGCACUGCCCCGUCACCAACUAGGCGAAAUAUAAAUGAUCCAGCAGUCCAAAUGACUGAAAUAGCGGAUAGCGACGAUGAGGACUACCCUAUUAUCCCAGAUCACUCAGCACCCCCGAAAAAGGAAACAGCCUACCCAUUACAUGAGAUACCUGGGGUGAUAGUAGUCACUGGGAUCGCGGAUAUCCUUACUGGACUGUUUACGCAGAGAAACAGACAGACAGCGCAUGACUUGAUCACAAAUAUGAACUUGCGGUUACGUCGCAUAAGCCAUUCAUUACACUCAUAUCCGCUAAUUCUCUUACUCAACUCUAUACAACCAAGCUUGCCCCGGGUCCAAUCCCGGGGCACAUCUGCCGAGUUACGGGUGACAGAGGGUGCCUCAUUUCACAACGCUGAAUAUGCAAGUGACAAAAGCCCUCAUAUUAGCUCGCAUAGAUUUGGUAUAACCUUUACGUCUCUCUUAGAUGUUCAUAUCGUCUGUGACCGGAUGGUCGAAUCAUUUCAUAACGGCCUAGCCACUGAAGCCCUUAACAACGGCGACGAGCGACAGGAUAUCCGCAGGUGCGCACCAUUUAUCUUGUUAGAUGAAUUCGGCACUUGGGCGAAGCAAAUGGGCCCUAGGUGUGAAAGGGGUAGGAACAAUGAUUGAAAUAUGCAGUGAUAAAUUUGGAAACAGACAGUUUUAUACCCUGAUUACCGUUAUUCUCUGUACUAGAACACGACAGUUUAACACCAGCCAUCUAUCUUAUGGGAAUCGUGUGUGAUAAACUAGAAGCUUCGACCAUCUCAGACCUCCGAUUAGUGUUCUUCCAAAAGUCAAUUGCUUCAACAACGUCUUCUCCUCUCUCAUCCUCGUAUGCAAAAAUAAUCUGAUCAGGAUGUUAGUGCCACAAUUUGCGGUUCAUGUACAUCGGUAAGUACGUACCUCGUGGGUGCUGCUGUGGAGCAUACGAAUGUUCUUGUGAGGAACAAUAUGCACAGCGUUAUUGUCAAUAUUACGAAGCUCGAUGAAAUUCGGCUCAAAUGCCAAUAUCCAAGGGUAACUGAGAGCAAAGCUCUGUGGUGUACCUUCCCAAUCAAUCCUCCACUCUGGUCUUGCUCUCCACCCAUUCCUGUUGACGAAAAACGAAAACUCCGAGUAGUUUAGUAAGAACUCUCCGUUCAGGCGCUCGAUACUGAUGGGUUUGACACCUUCCUUACGUGCCACAAAAUCAAGUGAGGUAUCGGCUUGAUGUAGUAGUGAUUGUGUUUCCAAUGUUUCCAGAGAUACAACUUCAAAGCCCUUUGCGCAAGCAACACAAAGCCUCAGUUUUAAGAAGUGGACAGAGGAGGCCUCAGUUGGGAUGUAGAAUUCCUUGAACGGUCUCAGCUCAUCUUGUCCACCCGACAUGAACUUUCCGAGGCCCUUUUGCUUCUUAGCCUUCGUCAUUGCGUCAUUAGGCUCAAAUGCUUUGAUGGUUGUGGUGAGCGCAGAGGACUUCACACAACACACGAGAUGGCGACCCAUGCAAAUACCAGUUUUGAAGAAGCUGCAGUGGUUUUGAAUCUUUUUCGGGCGUUUUGCCAAGCCUUGCUCAUCCGGGUUGAGCGCUGACAGUGAAUACGACUGGAGAGUCUUGUUUGAUAAAACAAGCAACAAUUGAUAUUCCUCCAGGAUGUCAAUUUGCGCCACAUUUGUUGUUUCUAGAACCCUUCUAGGGAUCUGGUCUUUGUUUUUACGGUCGGAUAUAUAAACGCCGUUAUCUGUGCCGUAUAAUAACUUUCGGCCACCGUCUUUGAUUAUUUAGUUAGCAAACGUAAACACAAAGCUGG
This is a messenger RNA of [Torrubiella] hemipterigena, 4185 nucleotides long. The record is from the annotation of a GenBank genome assembly. Lineage: Eukaryota; Fungi; Ascomycota; Sordariomycetes; Hypocreales; Clavicipitaceae.